GUUAAUGAAAUUAAGCUGCUAAUAUUUUGCGACACAUAACAGUGUCAUUUCUUGUUACCACUUUUUUGCGACAAAUCCGUAUCCAUUAUGUCGCAACACAAAAUUUUUCUUAACCGUGUCGUUCAGUAUAAAAUAAAUUGUCCAUACAAAAUGGAAAUAGACUAAGCAAAGACGUGACUUAAUAAUUAAUCAAAGACUAAUAACAUGGCUGCACAACAGGUACCAGAUUUGUCUAAUGCCAUUGUGGCUCAAGAUGAAAUGGGUAGACCGUUUAUUAUUGUCAGAGAUCAAGGUAAAAAGCAAAGAAAGCAUGGAAUAGAAGCUACUAAAUCUCAUAUCUUAGCAGCAAGAUCAGUGGCAUCUAUAGUUAAAACUUCAUUAGGUCCAAGAGGUUUAGAUAAAAUAUUAAUUAGUCAAGAUGGUGAUAUUACUAUUACUAAUGAUGGAGCAACGAUUUUAACUCAAAUGGAUUUAGAUAAUGAAAUUGCUAAAUUAUUAGUUGAAUUAUCAAGAUCUCAAGAUGAUGAAAUUGGUGAUGGUACAACUGGUGUAGUAGUAAUUGCUGGUGCCUUAUUAGAUCAAGCAUUAGAACUUAUAGAAAAGGGUAUACAUCCAAUUAAAAUUGCUAAUGGAUUUGAUGAAGCAUGUAAAAUUGCUGUUCAACAUUUAGAUUCAAUUGCUGAUAAUAUUGAUAUAAGUACUGAAUCAACUGAUUCAAAUCUUUUAAAAGCUGCUAGAACUUCAUUAGGCUCUAAGAUUGUAUCUAAAGCUCAUGAACAUUUUUCACAAAUGGCAGUUGAUGCUGUAUUAGCAGUAGCUGAUUUUGAAAGAAAAGAUGUUGAUUUUGAAUUAAUAAAAAUGGAAAAAAAAGUAGGAGGAUCUAUUGAUGAUUCUUCAUUAAUUAGAGGAGUUUUAUUAGAUAAAGAUUUUUCUCAUCCUCAAAUGCCUAAAAUUGUUAAAGAUUGUAAAAUUGCUAUUUUAACAUGUCCAUUUGAACCUCCUAAACCAAAAACUAAACAUAAAUUAGAUAUUUCAACUGUUGAAGAAUUUAAAGUUUUACAAGAAUAUGAACAAAAGAAAUUUCAAGAAAUGAUAGAUUUAGUUAAAGCAUCAGGAGCUAAUGUUGUUGCAUGUCAAUGGGGAUUUGAUGAUGAAGCUAAUCAUUUACUUUUAGCUAAUGGAUUAAAUGCUAUUAGAUGGAUUGGAGGUUCAGAAUUAGAAUUAUUGGCCAUUGCUACUAAUGGACGUAUUGUUCCAAGAUUUGAAGAUUUAACUCCUGAAAAAUUAGGUAGAGCAGGAAGUAUUAGAGAAUUAGAAUUUGGUACUACAAGAGAUCGUAUGUUAGUUAUAGAAGAUUGUUCAAAUACUAAAGCAGUAACAUGUUUUAUAAGAGGUUCAAAUGAAAUGAUUGCUGCUGAAGGUAUAAGAGCAUUACAUGAUUCAGUUUGUGUUGUUAGAAAUUUAGUAAGAGAUAGUAGAGUAGUUUAUGGUGGAGGUGCUGCAGAAUUAACUGCAUCAUUGGCAGUUUCAGAAGCAGCUGAUAAACAAAAGGGAAUAGAUCAAUAUGCAUUCAGAGCAUUUUCUGCUGCUUUAGAUACAAUUCCAAUGACUUUAGCAGAAAAUUCUGGUUUAGAUCCAAUUGAAACUUUAUCAGCAUUAAAAGCUAAACAAAUUAUUGAAAAAUCAUCUCAUCUUGGAGUUGAUUGUCUUGGUAAGGGAACUAAUGAUAUGAAAGAAUUAUUCGUUAUUGAUCCAUUAAUUGGUAAGAAACAACAAUUACUCUUAGCCACUCAAUUGACUCGAAUGAUUUUGAAAAUCAAUGAUGUAAUUAUUAGUGGUAAGGAUGAAUAUUAAUCAAUGCCAAUGUAUAUAUAUAUAACAUUGUAUAGGAUAUAACAAUAGUUUCUUUGAUAUAUGGCUUUGAUGUAAUA
This is a messenger RNA of Scheffersomyces amazonensis, 1931 nucleotides long. It is a transcript of the gene CCT5, whose product is annotated as chaperonin-containing T-complex subunit. Bases 205 to 1854 code for a protein of 549 amino acids. The record is from RefSeq and is a predicted model, not a curated record. Gene Ontology annotation, molecular function: ATP-dependent protein folding chaperone; ATP binding; ATP hydrolysis activity. Gene Ontology annotation, cellular component: chaperonin-containing T-complex. Lineage: Eukaryota; Fungi; Ascomycota; Pichiomycetes; Serinales; Debaryomycetaceae. Gene Ontology annotation, biological process: protein folding. The transcript has a single exon.